UUCACAGUCUCUGGAAACUGAACUUCCUGAGAGUCUCACAGAUUCGCACAGUCGCCGCGGUGAGUACACUUUGUUUUACCUUUUUCUAAAGGUUUAGUGAGGUGGAGUGUGUACAGCAGCGACCAGAGGAGCAGCUGAGGACAAAAUGGCGAUGAUUUCUGUGUUCAUCUUUCUGUGCAUGCUCCAAGUUGCUUUACCUCAAGGUCUGACGCCUCGUGGACCUCGACCAGUAUCUGGGCGAGGUGACAGUCCAGAACCAACUCCACCUCCCGCCCCGCCCAGACCUCAAGGUUGUGAGACUGGGAUUAUUGAAUGUCCCAUCAAGCUGUUUUUCACCAUCGACACCUCAGAGAGCAUCGCCUUACAGGAGUCCCCCCCUGGGAGCCUGGUGAAUAAAGUCAUAGAGUUCACCAAGACUUUUGCCCAAAAGCUGGAUGACGAGACGUACAGGGGUGAGAUCAAGAUCUCCUGGUCCAUAGGAGGCCUGAACUUCUCUGAAGACAAUUUUGUCUUCAGUCAGUUCACGACCAAGGAGAACUUCAUCAGGAACCUCAAUGGGAUUAUAUACCAGGGCAAAGGCACCCACACCGACUGCGCCCUGAGAGAAAUGGCUCACCAUAUGACCCACCACUACUCAGGGACGAAGGCCGUCCUCUUCUCUGUGGUCAUCACUGACGGGCACGUGACAGCAGAGAAAUGUGGAGGGAUAAAGAUGGAGGCAGAGAGGGCCCGGGAUAAAAAUAUCAAAAUUUUCUCAGUGGCAGCGUCCAGGAGCGUCAAUGAACUAGGACUGAAGGAGAUAGCCGGCUCUCCCUCUGAAGUGUACCGAGAUGACUACAUAGCUGUGGACAUCGUCGGUGGGAAACCAGAAAUAAAGACUGAAUCCAUCAAUCGUAUCAUAAAAAUCAUGAAACAUCAAGCCUACUUACAGUGUUAUGAACAGAAAUGCUAUGAGGCUCCUGGGAUGCCUGGACCAUCAGGGCGGGGAGGUCCAAAAGGUAUAAAAGGAGACAGAGGUAAUACUGGGACAAGCGGUGCAAAGGGUAAACAGGGUGAUGGUGGCAUUGAGGGUCCAAUCGGACAUCCCGGUCCAAAGGGAGAGAUUGGUUUUAAGGGUGACACGGGUGAAAUCGGAGCAAUUGGAUCAAAGGGUGUGGCAGGACUUUCUGGCAAGAAUGGAGUCGACGGUCAUAAGGGUAAAAUUGGCCGGAUUGGAGCUCCUGGUUGCAAAGGUGAUCCAGGUGACAAGGGACCAGAUGGUUACCAUGGAGAUGUUGGGGACACUGGGCCAACCGGUAUCAACGGAGAAAAGGGUGACCUAGGCACCCCUGGAAAGUCGGGUCCCUCUGGGCCUGAGGGCGAUCAAGGACCAAAGGGUGAAGACGGAAAUUCUGGAAAUCCAGGGCCACCGGGAGAAAAGGGACCUCUGGGGCCUUCUGGCUCGCCUGGAACAAGCGGCGAAGAGGGAAGGAGAGGAGACUUUGGAGAAAAGGGAGGACAUGGUCCUGAUGGGCUAAAAGGAGAGAAGGGAGAACGUGGGGCACAGGGAAGCAGAGACCAGCCAGGAAAAGAAGGACUCAAGGGCGCAAAGGGAGAUCAAGGACUACCGGGACCGAGGGGUCAUCCAGGAGAAACAGGCGCCCUCGGAGGAAACGGCACCAUGGGAAAUCCUGGAGAUCCUGGAUCAAGGGGAGACUCUGGGCCCCAUGGACCAAUAGGUGACAAUGGAAGAUCAGGAUUCAGCUACCCUGGAUCGAGAGGAUCCACUGGAGACAGAGGCGAUCCAGGUAGAAUAGGACCCAGGGGGGGCAGAGGUGACUGUGGGGCCAAAGGACAACCUGGAAACAAUGGACCAAAAGGAGAGUCUGGGGAUCCAGGUCAGUCGGGGGAGCCAGGAGCGAGAGGAUCCAGAGGAGUUCCUGGAUCUGAUGGCGACCAAGGAUCAGUGGGCGAUCCUGGGCUCAAUGAAUGUGAUGUCAUGACUUACAUCAGGGAGACGUGUGGUUGUUGUGACUGUGAGAAGUACUGUGGAGCUCUGGACAUUGUAUUUGUAAUCGAUAGCUCAGAGAGUGUCGGGCUGACAAACUUCACCCUGGAAAAGAACUUUGUUAUCAACACCAUCAACAGGCUGGGAUCUAUGGCAAACGACCCUGCGUCAUCAACCGGCACAAGAGUCGGAGUUGUACAAUUCAGUCACAACGGGACCUUUGAAGCCAUUCGUCUCAAUGACCCAAACAUCAACUCCAUGUCUGCAUUUAAAACGGCAGUGAACAAGCUGCAGUGGAUUGCCGGGGGCACCUUCACACCCUCAGCUCUCAAGUUCGCCUACGAUAACCUCAUCAGGGAUGGCAAGAGAGCCCAAGCCAAAGUAUCUGUGGUGGUGAUCACAGAUGGCCGCUAUGACCCGCGCGACAAUGAGAAUCUGCUCCAAUACCUUUGCAACGACGAUGAUGUGGUGGUGAAUGCCAUUGGGGUUGGUGAUAUGUUUAAAAAGAAACAGGAUGAUGAGAUCUUGGGGUCGAUCGCGUGUAACAAGAAGGAACGUGUCACUGGGAUGAAGCGCUAUGUUGACUUGAUGGCUGAUGUCUUCCUACAGACGAUGGAGAAUGUGCUUUGUCCUAAUCCGGUGAUUGUGUGCCCUGAUCUCCCCUGUAAAAGUGAACCGGAUGUAGCGCCGUGUGUCCUUCGGCCGGUGGAUUUGGUGUUUCUACUAGAUGGCUCAGAGCGCCUUGGGAUGGAGAACUUCCAGCGUGUUCGUGAAUUUGUGCAGAAGGCGGCAGAUCGACUGGGGCUGGCUAUGAGCAAGACUGACCGAAUGCGAGCCCGCUUGGCAUUGAUAGAGUUCGGCAAGGAGAACGAGAACCACGUGGCCUUUCCUCUCACACACAACCCAACUGUCAUCGGCAAUGGCAUAGCAAACUUACCAUAUUUGGAUUCUUCUUCGAGCGUAGGGCCUGCCAUCCUCCACACCAUCGACAGCAUCUUAGGUAAAGGAACAACUCGACUAACAAGACGCAACGCAGAGGUUUCGUUUGUUUUCAUCACAGACGGAGUCACUGACAGCAACAACCUCGACGAAGCAGUUAGUGCCAUGCGCGCGGCACAGGUCGUCUCCACAGUGGUAACCACAAGAAGUGACGUUGACCAAAAAGUUCUAAUGAAGCUGGCCAUGGACGACCGAGACGCCAUCUUUAAAGUAAAAGACUUCUCUGAUAUGUCCCGGUCCAGUUUGUUUGACCGUUUCAUUAAGUGGGUGUGUUAAAGAGAGGCCACAUGGAUGAACAUUAUACUGGUGCUACUGCUAUGAAUCUAGCAUUAUAACAUGAGAUACUGGUUAACUGUGAUUCUACUUUGCAUUGUACAAACUGCAAAUGACACCACAACAUUGUGCUUUACUACAUUUGUCAGGUAAACUGUUUUCAUGUUUAAUGUUUUGUCAUUCAAAAACAAAGUACAAGUCGAGCAGUUAUCAACCAUUAAGCUUUAAGAUAAUAAACCUGCGGUUUGUUGGACAA
This is a messenger RNA of Cottoperca gobio, 3515 nucleotides long. RefSeq names its product collagen alpha-2(VI) chain-like. The record is from RefSeq and is a predicted model, not a curated record. Bases 146 to 3262 code for a protein of 1038 amino acids. The transcript has 28 exons. Lineage: Eukaryota; Metazoa; Chordata; Actinopteri; Perciformes; Bovichtidae.